Messenger RNA from Polyodon spathula (Mississippi paddlefish), 8939 nucleotides. RefSeq names its product arf-GAP with GTPase, ANK repeat and PH domain-containing protein 3-like. Bases 16 to 4035 code for a protein of 1339 amino acids. Lineage: Eukaryota; Metazoa; Chordata; Actinopteri; Acipenseriformes; Polyodontidae. Gene Ontology annotation, cellular component: nucleus. Gene Ontology annotation, molecular function: GTPase activity; GTPase activator activity; protein binding. The transcript is spliced from 18 exons. The record is from RefSeq and is a predicted model, not a curated record.
GUGCAAAUCCACAGCAUGCUAGUUUUGAAUGGAGGGCCUUUGGGAGUGACACCUAUGAAGGCAGGUUCACAGCAGCGCAAUGGGACUGUUUACUGUAUCUCUGUCACGCUGAUUAGGGGUGAGCAGGGCUGGCUGGGGGAGGCGGGGAAAGAUGAUGCUAAGCCUGCCUCGGCAGCAGAUAGGAGUGCCUCCUGGGAGAAGCAGGGAGUGUGCUUAGUCUCUGGAGGUAGCUCGGGGGAAAGGAGUCCUUCAGGAGCCCCAUGCAAGCUCAGUCUAAAUACUGACUUUAGAGGCAGAGCGAGGAGUGACUGUGUCAAUGCUGGCAAGGAAAAAAUGAAGGAGGACAGGUUUAUAGAACAGAGUAACUCUUUGAAAAACUUAGAGACAACCCACGAAGGAAUUCCUCAGUCUCCUGCACUACAGGAGCAGCACUGGAAUGACUGCCGUUCAGAUCCAGGAGAACUUUCCCUUUUGGACUCUCCCCCACUGCCCGAGCAGCAACAGCAGGAUUCUGCAUGUCCCUCAAACCCUGGGCAAGUUAAGCUCAGAAGAGCACUUCAGAACCAGCCUCCUUAUGACAGGAGGGCUGUGAGCAUGUACAGCGCAUCCAGCAAAGUGGAGUUUGCAUUGAGAGCCACCCAGGUGAGGCAGGGGAGACCCAAGAGCAUCUGUAUUGUGGCGGGUGGCAAGACAGUGGCUGGAUUCAACUCUGAACCGACCUCCCCACCUCCCCAGCCACACAGUACAGUGAGCAGCCUGAUUGAGCUUCUUAGGCAGCAAAAAGUAAAGGAAAUGGAUCUUCAUGCUGGGUGUGCUGGUAAUGCCAGCAAGAACCCAGGGGAGGCCACUAAGGCUCUGGUCUUCCCCCAGGAGGUACCCAUGAGGCCAAAACCAAAGGGCAAGCGCAGAACGGUCAGCAUGACCUUCUUGGAGAUCAACAAGGUGGUCCCGCGGGUAGAGCAGCUGGGCUCCGAGGAUGAUCUUGAGUCGGAACGCUUCUCUGGCUUCAGCCGGACCAGCAGCAGCUCCAGCUUCCUGAGGUCUGGAUUCCGCUGGAAGAUGUUUGGGAAAUCUGCUGGGGAAGACGGGAAGUCGCCCCAGCAGGGCACAAAAGAGGAAAGCCCAAAAAGGACCCUGGCAUCUUUCAGGAGAAGUCUGAGCUUAAGAAUAAGGAGAGGGCUUAAUAAAGGGGAAUGCGAGGAGGCGGAUGGCCGCAUCCGUGCAAAAAGCGACGGAGAUGCCAAUCUCUAUCCCCAGCGCCCAUUCUCUUAUUUGAACGGAGGACUCCUGCCUCCUCUUCCUGGCAAGACAGGGUCCUCUACAGAGGAUAGUGUGUUUCACUACAUGAGGUACCAGAGCAAAGGGAAGCUCAAAGUCCUGGAGAUCCCUGAUCACCCCAAGCUCUCCAAACCCAGCACAGACGAGCCUAGCGUGUGGAGGUUGCUGACUGAGCGUUUUAGGAAAAAGGAACAAUCUCCUCCCGACAAAUCUGAAAUAAACUUUCAUAACACACAGCCUGUAAAAAUCCCUCUGGCCAGGAAAAAGAGACCAGAACUUGUUGCCAUAGAGACUGUUACUGGCACACAACACAGUGAAACUCAAGACUCCUUUGUGAACAGCCAAGAAUGGACGUUAAGUCAAUCCGUACCAGAGCUCAAAGUGGGUAUUGUAGGCAACCUAUCAAGUGGGAAAUCGGCACUGGUCCACAGGUACCUGACUGGCACAUACGUACAAGAGGAAUCCCCUGAAGGUGGCAGGUUUAAGAAGGAGAUUAUUGUGGAUGGACAGAGUUACCUCCUUUUGAUCAGAGAUGAAGGAGGUCCUCCUGAAUUACAGUUUGCCGCCUGGGUUGAUGCUGUGGUCUUUGUCUUCAGUCUGGAAGAUGAAAUCAGUUUCCAGACAGUGUAUAAUUACUUCCUGCGGCUCUCCAGUUACCGAAACACAGCUGAGGUCCCCAUGGUCCUUGUUGGCACACAAGAUGCAAUCAGUGCUGCGAAUCCCAGAGUUAUUGAUGACUCCCGGGCGAGGAAACUAUCCAAUGAUCUGAAGCGAUGCACUUACUAUGAGACCUGCGCCACGUACGGUCUCAAUGUGGAGCGCGUGUUCCAGGACGUUGCCCAGAAGGUGGUAGCUUUAAGGAAAAAGCAGCAGCUUUCUAUCGGUCCCUGCAAGUCUCUGCCAAACUCUCCCAGCCACUCCUCCGUCCCCUCCUCCUCCUCCAUCCCCUCGGUGCACAUUAACCAGGCGACCAAUGGCAGUGGCGGGUUCAAUGACUAUUCCUCUUCUGUCCCGUCAACUCCCAGCAUCAGCCAGAGAGAGAUGCGGAUCGAGACCGUUGCGGCCUCCAACACACCCACUCCUAUCCGCAAGCAGUCCAAGCGCCGCUCCAAUAUCUUCACAUCUCGAAAAGCCAGUGAGCAGGCAAAGAGCGUGGACUGCAAAACAGACAACAUUGGAAGUGGACGGGCCAUUCCUAUAAAACAGGGUAUUCUCCUCAAGAGGAGUGGCAAGUCUCUGAACAAGGAGUGGAAAAAGAAGUAUGUCACGCUGUGUGACAACGGUGUCCUCACCUACCACCCCAGCCUACAUGAUUACAUGCAGAACGUCCAUGGCAAAGAGAUUGAUUUGUUGAGGACAACAGUGAAGGUACCUGGAAAACGACCACCGAGAGCUAUGGCCACGACUGCACCUACUGCCAGUCCCAAAACCAACGGGCUCACUAAGGACAGGAGCAACCUGCAGCUAGUGCCAGGGAAUACUGGGGCCCCCCACUCCACCAGCAGCAGCUCCCUGCAGUCAGAGCGCUCGGUCAGUGGCAUCAACCUAGUGGCCUACAACGCCAAGCCUGACGGGAUUCACCAGCGCUCCUUCUCCGUGUCCAGUGCUGACCAGUGGAGUGAGGCCGUCAUCACCGCCAGCAGCGGCACCGGCGCUGCUAACGGGACAGCAGACUCUCUGUGCUCCAGCCCCAUUGUGUCAAGCACAACCAGCCCAAAGCUGGAACCCCCACCGUCGCCCCACGCCAGCCGCAAGAAACACAGGCGGAAAAAGAGCACGGGUGUAACGAAACCAGACGGGCCCAUGACGGGCAAUGAAGAGCAAGAGGAGUCAUUUGAGUUCAAUAUUGUGUCGCUGACUGGUCAGAUGUGGCAUUUCGAGGCAUCCACCUAUGAUGAGAGGGAGUCUUGGGUCCAGACUAUCGAGAGCCAAAUCUUUGCCAGUUUACAGUCAUGCGAGAGCAGCAAAAACAAGUCCCGGUUGGGUAGUCAGAGUGACGCACACGCCAUCCAGUCAAUCCGUAACGUAAGAGGGAACAGCUUCUGUGUGGACUGUGACGGCCCUAACCCAGACUGGGCCAGUUUGAACCUCGGUGCCCUGAUCUGUAUCGAAUGUUCUGGAAUCCACCGGAACCUUGGCACGCAUCUGUCGCGUGUGCGCUCUCUGGACCUGGACGACUGGCCAGUGGAGCUCAGCAUGGUGAUGACGGCUAUUGGCAACGCCUUGGCCAACAGUGUCUGGGAGGCCUUGGUUGAGGGCUACACCAAACCUACUUCAGACAGCUCGAGGGAGGAAAAGGAGUGCUGGAUCCGGGCAAAGUACGAGCAGAAGUUGUUUUUGGCGUCGUUGCCCCAGUCCGAUGUGCCCUUGGGACAGCAGCUGCUCCGGGCUGUGGUGGAGGACGACCUGAGGCUGGUGGUGCUGCUCCUGGCCCACGGCUCCAAGGAGGAGGUGAACGAGACCUACGGGGAUGGGGAUGGAAGGACUGCUCUGCACCUGUCGAGCGCCAUGGCCAACGUGGUCAUCACGCAGCUUCUCGUCUGGUAUGGCGUGGAUGUGAAGAGCAGGGAUGCCCGUGGCCUGACCCCACUGUCCUACGCACGGAGAGCUGGCAGCCAGGAGUGCAUUGACAUCUUGAUCCAGCACGGCUGCCCCAACGACAACUUCAUCCCCAUCCCCACACCCAACCUAUCCCGCCGCAACACCAACAACAACAAUGCCCAGUGUGAGCUGAACCGCAGCGCCAGCAUCAUGUAGCCAGGGUGGGGAAGAGACCACAGAGGGACAGCAACCACCUGUUACUCAACACAUCUGACUUGAUCUCACCCAGCCUCUCUUGCCACCAAGCCCUGUCUUGGUUAAUAGACUUGGCGGAGAAGGGGUUCUGUGGCAUAACGGGUAUGCGAGUGGGGGUGGUGGUGGUGGGGGGGGGGGCUUCAUCUGGGGGGAUUUUAUUGCCAUACAGUAGGUAUCGGCCACCAUCCCAGAAGAAAGAAAACAAAACAACAUUUUCUUUGGUUCAUUUCAGUAAGCAACAUCACCACCCCAAUGCCCUAUAUCAUAAUGAGGUAAUUACAGCAGUCAAUGACAGGGAAUAAGUGACAUUUACUUUUACUGGGGCUUCCUUCCAUUCUGAAGUUAGCUGCUGAACUUCAGCCUUUUUUUUUUUUUUGGACCAGUUGCAAGAAUGGCACAAGCUACAAUACAUAUAUCUUUGAGUCAGUUUAAACUGAAGGUGAAAUGGUGACAAAACACUACACAGAGAUUUAAUGAAAAAAUAAUCUGCAAGACAAAUUCAGCCAAGCAGCUUUUUUUUAUUAUAUAUACUAUAUAUAGUAUUGGGGAAACAACUUAUUUUUUUGAUUUUUUUUUUUUUUCAUCAAGCUAAAUCAAUCCUUUCUGCCUCAGCUUUCAAGACCUCCCCUGGUGUUUGACCCUCAGCGCCUGUGAUUGCCAUGGGAUCCUUAUUGUGCUGAGAGAAAUACAUUGCACUCUUCUCGUUAGACAGAAGAUGCUUUUUGUGAUAUUACUGGACAUGUUCAGGUGGCUUGCUCUUCUGUGUUUUUAGGGUCUGUUUCCAGUACCAAUUUCAUCAAACAUACAGUUUUAUUGACGUUUUGUGCUGUGCGCUGUGUUCACCGCUUCUAGGUAUUGUACCAUAUUAUCAGUUUUAUUGUCGCCUUGCACUAUGUCCUGUCUUUCCAAAGCUUUAUCUAAGUAGUUAACAGUACAUACUGUGUUUUACUGCAGACCUGUUCUGUAUGUUGUCAUAUUGCCUUCCUGGAUGUGUAGGAUAUUCAGCGUUGAUUGCAUUCUUCAUCCUUAACUGAGUAGGACUGUAUUAACCCCAUUCAGCUUUAUUACAGUGGAAAUCUGUUUCUUGUAUCCUGUGUUUAUUUUUGUUGUUGUUGAGGUAAAACUAUUUAAAACUUAAAAAAAAAAAAAAAAAAAGCGACAAAGUGGGUUUACAUCAAAGCAUUCGUUUCAUCUAGGUUUACCUGAGCAUUUCCGAGUGUUUUUCAAGUUUUUUUUUUAUUUUGUAUUAUUGUAAUGCUAUGCUAUGCUCAUCUCACAUUUUUGGAGUUGUUUACCACUACAGCUGAGCAGGCAGGAGCACUAAUGCUUUAAAAAAAAAAAAAAAAUCAUUAGGAGUUUGGAUGGUCCUGAGUUCUGUGCACAAGUAGAAUUGCUGUUCUUGCUCUUCCUGACAGAGAGAAUGUGUUUGCUGACUACUGACCUUUUUCGCACUGCCUAAAGGUGUUGUGGUCUUGUUGAAAUAUUUAGGCUUGCAACACCUAUUCUAAAGACUGUGUUCAUUCAUGCCCUUCUGUUUUAUAAGUCCAAAGUCUCGAAGCUUAUUUGAAACUUGUUCUUCCACCUGCACUUUUAAAACCAAAGCCAUGCCAGACUUGUGUAGCUUUUUGUACAAGGCAAUAAUGUCGUUUCAGAAGUGAUUUUAACUGAUUUAUUGCAGAAGCUGGACUUGCGCUGCAGUAUUGUAGUGCACUUCGCUGUUAUGUCAAUCUCCCUUCAUUUUGGGACAUGGCAAACUCCCAAAGAUUGUUUUAUAGCCUGUUUUUCUUUUAUACUGUAAUUAUUUUUUGUAUCAUUUGUCAGCUCCUUACCAAUGUUCUGUUCUUUUUUGUCCAAGUGGAAAGGCUGUACCCCUGCCUUGUGAACCAUGUUGUUAUUUCUGCACAGAACUAAGGAACAUUCAGAAAACUCACAUGCACCUGUGUUAUAAAAUUGCCACACUAUUGGGGAAUUAACUAUCGUGAUUGCAUCCAAUUUAUCAAUAGGUUAUUGUCUCUGCAGUCAUGACCUUUGUGAUACACUAGCACGAGCGGAGCAAUUACUUCUCUGUUGCCUUAUAAGCAGUAAGACAAAGUGAAUGAUCUAUUUUGAGGUGCUUUUAAAGUGUUGCAGCUGAAUGGAUGGAGUGAUUUGUUCACUCUGCACCUACUGGAAGCUUCGUAAUAUCCUCACUAGAGAGGACUGUCUUAUAUAUUGGGUUUUGUUUUCAGGUUUUAUCAGAUUUUCCCCCCAAAUCCUGUUUUUUUUUUUUGGUUGUUUUUAUACAAUUCCCCCCUGUUUCUUACUAAAUUGAAAAUUUAAAUUAUAACACAAAGUAAUAAUUUGUUAGUUCCUUUUUGGGUACUGAUCAAUCAUAGUGCUUUCACCACAGUCUUGAAAGGUUCUACAUCCUGCAGCACCAUAGAGAUUUUUAAAAUGUAAAUUGUAGAAAAUUUUCACCUGGAAAUCAAUAGAAGAAACUGAUUUCCUCCUAUUUUUUAAAGAUUAUAGAUGAAUACAGUAUAAAAAUAGAACAGCAGAAAAGAAAAAAGAAAGAAAGGUUGUUGCUUUUCAAUCUGUGUUUUAGUACUAAAAACCUUUGGUUUUGCACUAUGCAAAUAUAUACAAAUUACUUCAUCAUGCUCCAUGUUGGUUUGAAGAAUCCUAACCAAAGCUGUCAGUGGGCUUUAUUCGUUAUGCAUUAUUUUACUCUAGAAUAAUUGAUCAGUUUGUUUUGCAGUAACAUGCUUUUACUAGUCAGAUUUUACAGAAGUGUACACCCAAGACAACCUAUGUGAUUGUUCUGAAGGUGCGUUGAUUACAAAUGAGAGGGCUCAAUCUGUUUAUCAAGCAGUAAGGUGCUUUAACCUUUAACCAUUGUUUCUUUCAAAUCAUGUUCUGAUUUAUUCUGAGGUACCCUGAUCAGUUUAAUCAGGACGUCAUUAUCCCUGUAGGAGAUUCUCUUGUAUGUUAUACAUGGCAUAUUAAACAGUAAAACACAGUGCAAACACUACCCCAUGCCAUACAGUGUUUGUAACGCAGGAUGAGAAGUAGCAAAGCAGCCUUUGUAGACAAAUGUACUUGUUACAGGAUCUUACAUUUUUAAGUGUGAAAUAAUUUUGAAGGGGUGGGAUCUAAACCAUUGUGUAAGUGGGGGAUGUAGGUGGAUAAGAUGGGAAACAGGUUCGAUUCUAAGUAUAUCCUGGUACACAGCCAAGCCUAAUAAUCAGUGACUGCUCUCAAUCAAUCAUCAGCUUCAAAACGCUGAACUGCUAAGAGUGUAGGGAUACAAAUUAGAGGAAGGGGCGUGGGACCAGUGGACAUGCAGGUAGGCUGCUAUAUUAGCUAUUGUAAACUGUGUGUGUGCGUGCUUGUUGGAGAGAGAAAGAGGGUGUGUGAACGAGUGAAUGCAAAUUUGUUCAGAUUAAGCUAGAAAGGUUUAAAAUGGUAUUGUAGUACAAGUAGCUUCAUCCUAUACAGGACUGGGUUUUGUAGUCAACAGUACUAGUGUUAUACCUGAGACUUGCAUUGAAACUUCAACACCACACAAGUAAUAUCCAGCAGUAUGGAGACAUUGUAAUGACAAGAGGGUUGUUUGUUUUAUAUUUCUAUUUUCAUUUUAAUAUAAAUAGAUUUUUUUUUUUUAUUGUUGUUCUACAGUUCAGUAGCAAUUACAGCCUACUUUACAGGAUUCAUUCCAAGUAAAAGUAAUUCAUUAACAUUAAAACCUAUAAAUCAGUUCCACCCAUUAAGUUCAAUAUAGUAAUGUUAGUUUCAUAAUAAGGUAUUUUUUUUUUUUACUUUUGUUUUAAUCUAAUAAGUGAUCAGUAAAGCAACUAAUUACUUGAGAGCUUACCAGCAUGUGUUGAGAUGCAGCAGCCUAAACAAAGUUAAAAGAAGGGAACCCUUUUUGACUGAUGCCCCAUAGAAAAUACUGUUAAACUCUAUGUAAGGCAAGCAGUUGAUCAGUCAGUAACUGAGUGCUUGAAACAAACAUUAUUCAGAUAGACUUCAUGCAAUACAACAUUUCAGGUAAUUUGUAUUUAAACACUUAGUAUUCAGCCUAUACCAAUAUAUUUAUAAAACAAAGCCUGUUUUUUUUUGUGUGUUAGUAGAGGUAAGCUAAAGACUCCUUAUGCUUUAAGUGGUCUCUGAGGAGGAAAAACCCAACUAGCGUAUGAAACACCGGAGAAAGAGUUGAAGCCACUCACGCAGUAUCUAGCUCCAGUCCUAUGUGGGAAAGUUUCAAAGCAAAUCUGAAUGAGGGGCACACCUGGGAGAACGUUCCGCCAGGCAGGAGGAGUGUUUGCGAUCGCCAUCUACCCUGCAUGUGGCUCUUACCCCCAAUCAUGAAUGCAAAUCCUUUCUAAAAUCAUGUAGGCAGAAAAAUUCCCCCUUUCUUUUAUGAUCGGUACUUGUUCAAUAUAGUGAUAAAUCUAAAAACAAACAAUAGGUUCUCUUUGGUUUGGCUAGUUUAACAAUGAUAUAGAAAAGAAUUGACCCUACUUGAAAGAUGAGCUCUAGAAAGUGGAUAGGGGUCUACCACACUCUUAAAGGACACAUCUAACACAAAAUCCAGUCAGGUAUACCUAUACUGGAGCCAUAGCUGUAAUUUGUUCUGGUCAUUUUUAGUAAUAAAGGUACUAUGGUUGCCAUGCUUAUAAAUCACCUGCCCUUUGAGGUACUCCAUGUAUAAUAAUGUACAUUUGAAAUAUUUAUAUUGCAGUAUGUAAAUAGUGUUUGAUUUUUUUUUCUGCGUUAUAAAAAAUAAUAAAACAAUUAAAGUGCUGUGUGCUUGGAUGACUGUUGACCAAUUAUAAAUGCUCAAAUAAAACAAUGUAGCUGCACCCAAAUGAUGGGGAAAUGAA